Molecule: messenger RNA, 1077 nt
Organism: Naegleria lovaniensis
Lineage: Eukaryota; Heterolobosea; Eutetramitea; Acrasida; Naegleriidae
Exons: 3
Coding region: 1-1077 (358 amino acids)
Source: RefSeq, a predicted model, not a curated record
AUGUUACAAAGUCUUUUGGAUGGAUCGUUUCUCUCUCAGCAUCCGUAUGUGUGUGCUGCGUCUGCUAUUUUAGUGGCUUCGUAUGCUGCUCUUCGUUAUUUUGUGAUCAAUGGAGCAAGUACGAAUGGAGAGGAACAAAAUUUGAAUGGAAAAGUCUUUAUGGUGACAGGUGCAACGAGUGGUAUUGGAAGUUACACGGCUCAAGUCUUGUACAGACAAGGUGCAAAAGUCUAUCUCGCAUGUCGAUCUGAAGAUAAAACUCUCGAGAUGAUUCGUACCAUUCGUGAUCAAGUGCAAGGUUCAUCUCAUGUGAGUGGUGGCUCACUUCACUUUUUACGACUCGAUUUGAAUGAUUUGGAAAGUGUUCGAGAAUGUGCCAAAGAAUUUCUCAAAACAGGUGACACUCUCGAUGGUUUAAUUAAUAACGCUGGUUGUGUCACCAAUAGUAUUCGAUACACAAAACAAGGUUUUGAGGAAAUGAUGCAAGCGAAUGUAUUGGGUCAUCACUUGUUGAUUGAAUUAUUGUGGCAAAAUAUGGACAAGAACCCACAUGGUGCACGAAUUGUUAUUGUGGCAUCGAUGGCUCACAUGUUUGUGAAUGAUAAUGAUUUUUGGAAUGCGCAAACCAAGACUUAUUCCUUGUUGAAUCAUGUCAAGAAACCAGUAACCAAAUUUUCGAGUAUGGCUUAUAUUGACACGAAUAAGCAAUAUGGUCUCACAAAAUUGUGUAAUAUUUAUCAGGUAUAUAACAUUCAUGAGCUGAGAAUUAAGAAUAAUCCUAAUUGUAAGAUUACUAUUAAUUGUUGCCAUCCUGGAGCUAUUCGUUCAGGAUUGGUUCGAGAGGCUCCAUUCUACAUGACCAUCAUUCUUGGGCUCAUGCAAUUACUCUUCUUCAAGAAUGUGAAACAAGGAUCACAAAAUACUCUUCACUUGGCUUGCUCUCCUGAUGUGCAAGGAAAGAGUGGUGCCUAUUAUGACGAUUGUCGUGUCGCUCAACCAAGACCAGUCGCUGAAAACAAGAUUUUAAGAGAGGAAUUUGCUCGAUUGUGUGACGAGGUUUGUCAGCCUUAUUUGUAA